Anarrhichthys ocellatus (wolf-eel) is the source of this 3525-nucleotide messenger RNA. RefSeq names its product potassium voltage-gated channel subfamily B member 1-like. Gene Ontology annotation, biological process: potassium ion transmembrane transport; protein homooligomerization; action potential. Gene Ontology annotation, molecular function: delayed rectifier potassium channel activity; protein binding. The transcript is spliced from 3 exons. Gene Ontology annotation, cellular component: voltage-gated potassium channel complex; membrane. The coding region runs from base 397 to 2787 and encodes 796 amino acids. The record is from RefSeq and is a predicted model, not a curated record. NCBI's taxonomy places the organism in Eukaryota, Metazoa, Chordata, Actinopteri, Perciformes, Anarhichadidae.
GCUCACUCACACUGUGAGAGGAGAGGUACCGAGAGUAUUCCCGGCUAUUCUUAACAGUCUACUUGUUGAAUCGCUCCAGGAGGGGCUGAAAAGGGUGGACUGGACACGGUGAUACACAGUUAUAUUUUACAACAUGUCGCCACGUAGCUCAUGAUGCCUCCACCAGCUCCCAGCAGAGCACCGGACACCUGCACGGGCAUAGCAAGUUUUUACGCGUUUACACUUGAAACGCUGAUUUCCGUCAAUGAGAUGAAUCGGGAUGAACGGGAGACACCCACAAGAAGAAACGAGGGGGGCCCUGAUGUGGUCAUCUACAGGACCAUGUCUCCUUAAUCUGCUGGAUUUUAUCUUCCAGUCUUUUCAAGAGACAGAGAGACUUGAGUGACUUGAGUGAAGAUGAUCAAAACGGAGCCUCCGUCGGCCACCUUGCUGCCACCGGAUACCGUGGACAUCAUCCGCAGCAAGACCCACACCCGCCGAGUGAGGCUCAACGUCGGGGGCCUUCUCCACGAAGUCCUGUGGAGAACGCUGGACAGGCUGCCCCGCACAAGACUGGGCAAACUGAGGGACUGCAACACCCACGACUCUAUCAUGGAGGUAUGCGACGACUACAGCCUGGAUGACAGCGAGUACUUUUUCGACAGACACCCCGGCGCUUUCACCUCCAUUCUGAACUUCUACCGCACCGGGAAGUUGCACAUGAUGGAGGAAAUGUGCGCCCUCUCGUUCAGUCAAGAGCUGGACUUUUGGGGCAUCGACGAGAUCUACCUGGAGUCCUGCUGCCAGGCCAGGUACCACCAGAAAAAGGAGCAGAUGAACGAGGAGCUGAAGAGAGAGGCCGAGAAUAUGAGAGAGACGGUCGGAGAGGAGUUUACAACCACAUGUUGUUCCGAGAAGAGGAAGAAGCUCUGGGACCUCUUGGAGAAACCGAGCUCAUCAUUUGCUGCUAAGAUCCUGGCAAUUAUCUCCAUCCUCUUCAUUGUGCUGUCUACCAUCGCUUUGUCUCUGAACACCCUUCCAGAGCUGCAGGACACAGAUGAGUUUGGUCAAUCCACAGACAACCCGCAACUGGCCCAUGUGGAAGCUGUGUGUAUUGCCUGGUUUACUAUGGAGUACCUGCUUCGCUUCCUCUCCUCCCCCAACAAGUGGAAGUUCUUUAAGGGUCCGCUGAAUAUCAUCGACUUGUUGGCCAUCCUGCCCUACUACGUCACCAUCUUUUUGACAGAAUCCAACAAGAGUGUGCUGCAAUUUCAGAACGUCCGCCGUGUGGUUCAGAUUUUCCGGAUCAUGCGGAUCUUGCGUAUUUUGAAGCUGGCCCGUCACUCCACAGGUCUUCAGUCUCUAGGCUUCACUCUCAGGAGGAGUUACAAUGAGCUGGGCCUGCUUAUCCUUUUCUUAGCCAUGGGCAUCAUGAUAUUCUCCAGUCUGGUGUUCUUUGCCGAAAAGGAUGAAGAGGACACAAAGUUCAAAAGCAUCCCAGCUUCUUUCUGGUGGGCUACCAUUACUAUGACAACAGUAGGCUAUGGCGAUAUCUACCCAAAAACUCUGCUGGGAAAGAUAGUUGGAGGAUUGUGCUGCAUUGCCGGAGUACUGGUGAUAGCCCUGCCUAUCCCCAUUAUUGUGAAUAACUUCUCUGAGUUCUACAAAGAGCAAAAGAGGCAGGAGAAAGCCAUCAAAAGAAGGGAGGCUCUGGAGAGGGCUAAGAGAAAUGGCAGCAUUGUUUCUAUGAACAUGAAAGAUGCAUUGGGCCGCAAUGAAGAGCUUAUGGAUAUUAUAGUGGAAAAUACUGAUGAAAAAACGGAGAAGAUGCAUGAUAAUCACGUGACUCCUAGUGUGCAGAAAGGGACACCCAAACUCAGGUCACAGAUGAGCCCCAGCAAGACCCUCGAAUCAAGCUACCAAGAGCAGGCCAAGCCCUCUAGCAGCCCUCAGCAUCUUAGCGCACGGAAACUGGAGGAGAUGUACAAUAACCUGGCCAAGGCCCAGUCACAUACCAACCUCAACAGCAAGGAAAAGGGCCCACCGUCCAAAGCAGUGAGGCAGAGAGCAGAAAUAGAGAUGGGAAGCAUCACCGCUGAAGCCAUCACAAGCAAAGCAGAAACAGUUGCAGACAUGAGAAACAUGUCCAGCAUUGACAGCUUCAUUAGCUGCACCACUGACCUCCCCGAGAGCUUUCGCUUUUCCCACAGCCCCGUCAGCAGCAUGCCAGGUAAGGUCAGCACUCACCCUAGCCUGGAGCCCACUUUGGAGAGUGAGCAUGAAGGAUCCCAGGGUACCAAUACACCCCAGACAGGACGAGGCACCAAGCUCGGCCCAUAUGCUGACAGUCCCAGGGCUCUGCGCUUCAAGAACCCACUCAAAAGCCACUCUCUCAAGGUCAACUUCAGAGAUGGGGAGGAUUUAGGGACAGGGGCCCUCUCAGACAGCUCGUCAGUCCAGAGCCCUGAGGAGUCCGUCUAUACAACUGCCAGAAGUAGGACACCCAGCAAGAGCCCGGAGAAUUUACUGCCCAGCAGCCUCUUCACUUUCCAUGAUGCAUCCAUCAAUAAAUUCAUCGACGCUGACACAGAUGAGGAGGAGCACCUGCAUGAUGUUUCAGGCAUCAAUCCCUCCCAAAGACUCCUGAAAAGAGCAAGCCCCGGGUUUCACUCCAGCUUCCAGCAAGGGGCCAAGGAGGGCCUGCAGACGAAGCUGGGGAACAGCACACUGCCGGCAGAAGGGCAGGAGAACCAUGUGGCUCAGGAACUACAACCACUUCAGGGAGAGAAGGGUCACUUGAACACUUAAAGGUACAAUAAGGGAGAGGCCAUGAAGGAAACAAACAGCAGAUGAGGAAGCAAAAAGGGAAAUUUAAGAAGCACAGGGAAUUUAGCAAAACUGAACUUCCCAAAAAUAUGAAAAGGCACUGAAAACAUUUGCAGGAACAUUUGAAGAAAUUCAUAAAAAAAUGCUUGUGUCAUGGAAAUAGCUGUGGACAAUGGGAAAGAUGUUUGUGUUUUACUCUCGAGCUUUUUCUAAGACUCCUGAAUUAAUCACUUUAGCAGAAGACUCUGAUCUAAGAGGUUUUUAAAAAAUGGCAAGGAAUGCCCGUCUGAUUGUUUUUACUAUUUAUACAUUUAUUUUAGUCCAGAUAGACAUAUAUAAAUUCCAGCCUAGUUGUAAGAGUGAAGGAUAUCAUUUUUAUAAGCAAAAUCCUAUUUUCUGACAUCCCUGGAUAAAGCAACUACAACAAAAGCUGUCCAGUUCGUAGCAAACCAGAGAAAGCAUUGAAACACUGCUCUGCAAGAUGAGAAACUCACUCAGCUGUGGUUCAUAUAACUUUGUUGUCGUGUGACGAGGGAACUUGCGUGUCUCUUUAAGUUAUCAGUUAAUGUAUAAGUGUAUAAUUGUGGCAUUACAAAAGCAACAGUGUGUUGGAUAAAUGUACAGUUUGCUUCCUUUAACUUCCUUCCUCAAAACUGGCCUUAGUUGUGUUGUGUUUGUGUUUGUAUGAGGGAGAAAGAGCCACAGACAGACAGACAGCAC